GUUGUGUCGUUCGACAUGGAUAAUGAGGUUUUCCAGAUAAUGAGAACGCCACAUACUUUUGGUGGGGUUCGGAAGGAAAUUUUUUCCAUUGCCAAAUUUGUGCAGCUAAAGGAUAAACUCUGCUUGAUUGAUUAUCAUGACGAGGGAUGCCUUGAUGUGUGGGUGUUGAACGAAAAUGAGAAGUCUUGGACUUACCAAUUCAACAUUGGAUGUUUUCCAAGAAUUGAGAAUAUUGUGAGAUUUGGGGACUUUUGGAGAAUUAUACUUUGUUGGAUGUGCGAAAAAUGGCGAUCUGAUAGUUCGACAUCCAAGAGAAAUUUGUUUGUACACGGAGACCUUGGUUCCAACAUAACGAAAACAAUGAAGGCAAAAAUGCCAGUGAAGUUGUGCUUAACGAGAACAAAAAGAAACAGAGGAAUCUAUGAAUUCAUGUAUGAGACUCAGGUAUCGGUCUUGCUUUUAAAUAGUUUCUUUGUUUACAAUGAAGAAUAUUCCUUUUCAACAAGAUCUGCAUCCGUAUUUAUAUUUAAAUGUACGUGGACACCCUACUUCCGGUCAAGAGAAACAAUGAAUCUUGAGAACCACUGAACAUAUGGGUAACGAGAAGAAAAAGAAACAGCGACCGCAGCAUUGAACAUGAGGAGCCUGAUAGGUGAGUGUUUUGAAUGCUUUCUCUGUUCAUAUUUAUUUGCAUUAGUUUAACUCUGCCUCAAAACAGUGGGUUCUGUAACCUAGUUUAAAGUUCUCUAUUGUAACUACGUUGACAUGUUUGUUUAUGAGCAACAAAAUUGUUUGUUCCAAGUGGAUGUGUACUCUGCAUGAGAUGGAAUGAAUUAAUUUUCU
Molecule: messenger RNA, 843 nt
Organism: Rhododendron vialii
Lineage: Eukaryota; Viridiplantae; Streptophyta; Magnoliopsida; Ericales; Ericaceae
Exons: 3
Coding region: 16-588 (190 amino acids)
Source: RefSeq, a predicted model, not a curated record